CCCUCCCCUUUUCUUUUGCUUGCCGUACGCGCUCCCUCCCCGACCCGGCGCAAAAUCAGGAAGUCGUCGAAUCCAUCGGGUACCGGACCCUCCUGGCCCCCACACUCCUCCCCGCCCCCGGACUCAAGUUGAACUCCGUCUCAGCUCGGCUCAGCACGGCUCGGCUCACCCCUCGGCGGCCUCCAAGUGCGGCGGCGGCUGCGAGACGCGCGGAGCCACGGCUAGCUCCUCGGCUAGUCUGGGCGUCAGUUCCCCGAGUUGUCUUGAUUCGUUUGGGCGCAAAAUGUCCACCAAAGAGUACAAAGUAUCCACCACGGAACGGCCCAUUAAAGCGGUGCCAUACCCACCGGGGACGCGUCUGUCGGUGACGGAGCUAUACACGGAUGGGAAGCCUAACGUGGACGUGCUGAAGGCGCACCUGCUGAAGGAAGGACGCCUGGAGGAGGAGGCGGCCCUGCGCGUCAUCAACGAGGCCACCGCCAUCCUGCGUCAGGAGACCUGCAUGCUGGAUGUGGACGCGCCCGUCACAGUAUGUGGCGACGUGCACGGCCAGUUCUUCGACCUGAUGAAGCUUUUCGAGGUGGGCGGCUCCCCCGGCAGCACCCGCUACCUGUUCCUGGGCGACUACGUGGACAGGGGCUACUUCAGCAUGGAGUGCGUCUUGUUCCUGUGGGCUCUGAAGAUCAACCACCCGGACACGCUGUUCCUGCUCAGGGGAAACCACGAGUGUCGACACCUCACAGAGUACUUCACCUUUAAACACGAGUGCAAGAUGAAGUACUCGGAUUGUGUGUACGAGGCGUGCAUGGAGUCUUUCGACUGCCUCCCUCUGGCGGCCUUGCUCAACCAGCAGUUUUUGUGCGUCCACGGGGGUCUGAGUCCUGAGAUCGGCAGUCUGGACGACAUUCGCAAGCUGGAGCGCUUCAAAGAGCCGCCGGCCUUCGGGCCCAUGUGCGACCUGUUGUGGGCCGACCCCGGCGAGGACUACGGCACAGAGAAGAACCGGGACCACUUUAGCCACAACAGCGUGAGGGGCUGCUCUUACUUCUACAGCUACGCCGCCGUCUGUGACUUCCUGAUGAACAACAACCUGCUGUCUGUCAUCCGGGCGCACGAGGCGCAGGACGCCGGUUACCGCAUGUACAGGAAGAGCCAGACGACGGGCUUCCCGUCCCUCAUCACCAUCUUCUCCGCUCCAAACUACUUGGACGUGUACAACAACAAAGCUGCCGUGUUGAAGUACGAGAACAACGUGAUGAACAUCCGUCAGUUCAACUGCUCGCCACAUCCUUACUGGCUGCCCAACUUCAUGGACGUCUUUACGUGGUCGCUGCCUUUUGUCGGAGAGAAAGUGACGGAGAUGCUGGUCAACGUGUUGAACAUCUGCUCCGACGACGAGCUCAUGACGGACGCCGACGACGCAGGAGAAGGUGCCGCUCGCGACUCACAAUGGCCUCUGAGUAAAAGACUCAAAGCAUUUCCCCUUGCAGGCGGCGCCCCCGCUGUCCGGAAGGAAGUCAUCCGGAACAAGAUCCGUGCCAUCGGGAAGAUGGCCCGAGUCUUCUCUGUGCUCAGAGAGGAGAACGAGAGCGUGCUGCAGCUCAAAGGCUUAACGCCGUCCGGAACGUUGCCGCUUGGCGUGUUGUCGGGAGGCCGGCGCACCCUGCAGAGCGCCACGGAGGAGGCGGAGGAAGCCGGAGGCGGCGACAACGACUUCAAGCCGCCGCCGCGUAGGAUCCAAAGUUUUGAGGAGGCGCGAGGCCUGGACCGCAUCAACGAGAGGAUGCCGCCGAGACGAGAUGGGCCCCGGGCCGCGCCGCUUGGUGACAGCGGAACGGACGAGGCUUAGCCCCUGGAAUCUUGCCCCACCCCACCACACACACAGAGUCACACACACAGAGUCACACACAGAGUCACACACACACAGAGUCACACACACACACACACAGAGUCACACACACAGAGUCACACACUUCCUCAUCCACGCUCGGACGCCGGCGGUGGACUUUUUGGUUUGCACCGGCAUAUGCGGUUUACAUCCUCAAUAAACAAGGCUAAAGCGCUU
Messenger RNA from Syngnathus acus (greater pipefish), 2065 nucleotides. RefSeq names its product serine/threonine-protein phosphatase 2B catalytic subunit gamma isoform-like. Gene Ontology annotation, molecular function: calmodulin-dependent protein phosphatase activity; calmodulin binding. Lineage: Eukaryota; Metazoa; Chordata; Actinopteri; Syngnathiformes; Syngnathidae. The record is from RefSeq and is a predicted model, not a curated record. The transcript is spliced from 13 exons. The coding region runs from base 284 to 1849 and encodes 521 amino acids. Gene Ontology annotation, cellular component: cytoplasm; calcineurin complex. Gene Ontology annotation, biological process: calcineurin-mediated signaling.